Molecule: messenger RNA, 2308 nt
Organism: Notothenia coriiceps (black rockcod)
Lineage: Eukaryota; Metazoa; Chordata; Actinopteri; Perciformes; Nototheniidae
Product: aminopeptidase B-like
Exons: 3
Biological process (GO): proteolysis
Molecular function (GO): metalloaminopeptidase activity
Source: RefSeq, a predicted model, not a curated record
CCGGCUGAGACUUCCUGUUUUCGGGGAGCAGAGCCUCCUCGCGCCCCUCUCUCUGGAUCAUUGAUCUCUGCUCACAGCUAACAGCUAACCACCGGGACGAUCCCUGAAAGAGCCCGGGAAACAGCAGGGAUUUGGCCGCAGCUCUCAGGAAGUGUCGCUAUCUGCUUGAGCUAAUCAGAGCUAAUGCUAAUUAGCUGGUUAUUGAGCCUGUUUAUAAACCGUGUUAACGAGAGCUAAAGAGGCUAAUCACAGCAGCUAACCCGGGCUAACAGGGCUUUGAUGUGUGUUUGAGUUAGUUUUUAGUCAGCUUUAAGUGUCCCUUUUAAAGCCUCUUCCUGUCCGGGUUUACAUUCAAACUCACUGGUUUGUGAUGGGCUUAACCCAGUCUAAAGACACACUGAGGGUUUGUUAUGGUUCCUGUGAGAGGGUUAAGAGUCUACAAGUAGUCUGGAUACAUGAGGGUAAAGGGUCUACCAAGCAGUCUGGAUUAGCAUAAGGGUUAAGGGUCCUAAAGCAGUCUGGAUACAUAAGGGUUAAGGGUGUCCAUGUAGUCUGGAUACAUGAGGGUUAAGGGUCUACAAGCAGUCUGGAUACAUGAGGGUUAAGGGUCUAAAAGUAGUCUGGAUGAGGGUUAAGUUCAGGGGUCUUAAUGUGGUUCAGGUUUUGUUGAAUAUAGUUUUUAAUUAUCUCAAUUCUGCCUUUAAGUGUCCCUUUAAAGCCUCUUCCUGUCUGGGUUUAGACCAGGUUUAGAUUCAACUCACUGGCUUGUUGUGGUUCCUGUGAGAGGCUAAAGGGUGUACAGGUCUUCAGUUCAGGUUCUCAUGCAGUCUGGUUAGCUGAGGGUUACAGUCAGGAUGUAGUUCAGGUUUUAUUUGAUUUGAGUUUUAAAUACUCUUAAAUCUGCCUUUAAACGCAGGGUCCUGUUGGAGACCUGGUCCGGAUCACAGGUGCUGUUUGAUGGGAUUUUGGUGGUUCUGGUUCCUAUCUGUUUACAGUCGCUCUGGACCUGGUCUGGUUUCAGCUGAAUGUUCUUCACAUAUAGACCGGUUUGAGACCUGGUUCUGGUUUUAUUCCUGGGUCUCCUUUCUUUAUUUAAGUUUCCUUACAGGUGCUUCACUCAGGUUUGUUAGACCUGGUUUCUGAAUGUGGUCUGGCCUGGUUUACAUAGAGGACUUCAGGCAGCCUCUGGUCUCAAACUGGUUUCACUGUCAGACCGGGUCAGUCUUCCUGAAGUUAACAGGACACAGAGGCAAUUCAAAGUGCUUCACAUCCUCACUAACACUUAACAAGAAGACAACAGAAAGGAACACAGAAGAGAAACACAUGGAGUGACACAUUCAUAAAGGAGAUACAGAAUAGUUUGAAAACCACAUUGUGAAUCCAGAAGGAGCUGAGACCAGUGAAAAGGCUUCUGGGUCAGCAGCUGAGAAGACUCGUGUUUCAGACUCGACUUCAAAGAGCUCAGCGCUGGUGAAGAAGACUCUGGGUUUCUGGAGGUUUCUUCCAUUUGUGGGGAGCAUAACGACUAAGACCCCUGAAGACAGCUGGUUCUGGUUCUGGAUGCAGUUAGUCCUGGUUUGGCAGCAGGAUGGCGGACCUCCAGCAGACCCCCGCCUCUCUGUGCUGCUGCCGGAAAUCCCCUCCGGUCUCAGGGUCCCGAGCCUCAGCAGGAGGUCCUGGUCCCUCAGCAGGAGGUUCUGGUCCCUCAGCAGGUCCUAGUCCCUCAGCAGGAGGUUCUGGUCCCUCCUCAGGUUCUGGUUCUAGUUCUGGUCCUGGUUCAGGUUCUGGUUCUGGUCCUGGUCCCCCUCAGCGACACCCCCUGGUGGACGUGGCCUCGGCCUCUAACUUCAGCUGCUUCUCACUGAAACACCUGCACCUGGACCUCAGGAUCAACUUUGCGGUGAAGGAGCUGAGCGGCUGGCUGGUUCUGGACCUGGUCCCGCUGCAGCCGGGGACCCAGAGCCUGGUUCUGGACUGCCACCCCUCCCUGCUGAUCCAGACUGUGGACUGUAAGGUCACGGGUCAGACGGGUCUCACGUCCCUCACCUACCGCCUCGACCCCUUCUCAGACUACGGGUCCUCUCUGAACAUCAGCCUGCCGAACGCCCUGAAGCUGGGCCGACUGAUCCAGGUCACGGUCCGGUACAGCACCACAGACGGGCCCGCGAUCUGGUGGCUGGACUCGGAGCUCACCUGUGGACAGACCCGUCCUCUGGUCUUCACUCAGGGACACUCCGUCUGCAACAGAUCCUUCUUCCCCUGCUUCGACACUCCAGCUGUGAAGAGCACGUACACUGCAUCAGUGAGG